Molecule: messenger RNA, 623 nt
Organism: Ochotona princeps (American pika)
Lineage: Eukaryota; Metazoa; Chordata; Mammalia; Lagomorpha; Ochotonidae
Gene: IL17F
Product: interleukin 17F
Exons: 2
Coding region: 2-439 (145 amino acids)
Biological process (GO): inflammatory response
Cellular component (GO): extracellular region
Molecular function (GO): cytokine activity
Source: RefSeq, a predicted model, not a curated record
GAUGUUGGGGUUCACUCUCCUGAGGGAGGGGGCGGCUUGGAAAAAGCCUAAAGCAGGACACGGCACCCUUCCAAAACCGGGGAAUUGUCCCCCUUUGGAAAACAAUAGUGUGAGGGUUGACAUUCGCAUCCUCAGUCAAAAACAGGGAGUUCCCAUCACACAUGACUUCCAGAAUCGCUCCAUCUCCCCAUGGGAUUACAACAUCACCCGGGACCCCCACCGCUUCCCUUCGGAGAUCGCAGAGGCCCGCUGCAGGUACUCAGGCUGCAUUAAUGCCCAGGGGGAGGAAGACAACUCCAUGAACUCCGUGCCCAUCCAGCAAGAGUUCCUGGUCCUCCGGAGGGAGCCUCAGGGCUGCUCUCAUUCCUUCCGGCUGGAGAAGGUGCGGGUGACAGUUGGAUGCACCUGCGUCACGCCCAUCGUCCGCUACGCUUCCUGAGAGCUGCCACCAAUUCAGCUGGAGACAUGGCGGGAGUGCACAACUCAUCCCACUUCCCGACCAUGAGUCUUGUUCAAUACCCAACGCCUCCCAUUCCUAACACUUCCUAGGACUUCCAAUUAGACCCAAAUGAAAUUCUGAGUUUUAUAUUAGUUAUGGAUUGAUUAUUGCUUGGGGUGUUUCA